AAUUCAUAUCAUCAAUGUCUCAAAUCUGUAUGAAAUUCUGCAUGUCGCCAAUUGAAAUUUCUUUCCUCGAAUCUAUAAUUUUACUCCGAGCUGACAUUUCUAAACCCAACGUGCCAUCAUAUCUUCAGCUCGGACAGGAAACCAGGGUCGGACCUGAGACAACGAUACUUUCACGAAUUGGAGACAUCAAUCUGGACUCUGAUGCCAACAAAAUGACAAAAUUUGCGUCGUCAUUGACCCACGAAAUGGAACCACUCUAUCAGAAAACGCUGAUUGCCCUGAGUCUUUUCCUCUCUCAGAACUACCCCCUGCAGCCUGUCCGAUUCGGAAAUAUCUUGGCGUUUGUGGAACUACUUCGAUCCGCAGAAACGAAAGGCUUCUUCGAAAGGUUGAUUCCCUUCCCCGUGCUAAAAUUUGUUUUGGAUCGGUGUUAAAUGUAUUGGAACCAGGGUUUCACUGCGGUUUUUAAUAAGUGUACGGCGAAAAUCGGUUUUAACCACUGCCCAAAAUCGGUUUUGGGUCCGGAAUUUUUGACGUCCAAAAUGUCCAAAAGUGUCCAAACUAUUUAGAAAAUGGAGCAAAAUGUUACAAGUUAUUCAUUAUUGAAGCUUUCGAUAAGCAGUUGACGUAUGUAUGUGUAAUCUUCUCUUAAUUCUUAGCAUUUUGGCGUGUAAAAUGUGUAAAUUAUGUACAUAUUAUGUAUGUAUGAAUGCAUGUAGUGCUAAUGUUAAGAUGCGUAUCUCAAUUCAUGCAUUAAAAUAGUUCACUAAUAUACACACAUACGAUACCAGAUGAAGGCAAUCAUAAAAGAGUUCUAAUAAAGUGAAAUAGCCCCAUGCUAAUUUCGUAUUAGUUUGGAUGCAAACAAUCAAGUGGUUAUCACAUAAUCUAUUCUUUCUUAAAGCUACAUACAUGAAAUGAAGCUUAAUUUGAGAUUAUCGAUAACCUUGUUUACUCGAGCAUCAUCAUCUUAAAAGAAUCGACCUUGUCUCUUUUCCUAAUCUGCACCCAAUAACACAUGACACGAUACAGCACGGU
This is a messenger RNA of Folsomia candida, 1038 nucleotides long. RefSeq lists its product as uncharacterized. The coding region runs from base 15 to 434 and encodes 139 amino acids. The record is from RefSeq and is a predicted model, not a curated record. The transcript is spliced from 2 exons. NCBI's taxonomy places the organism in Eukaryota, Metazoa, Arthropoda, Collembola, Entomobryomorpha, Isotomidae.